AUGUUGGAUAUCGUCAUGGGGAGCACGUUUGUGAAAUGUGCUGCCACCGAUCUACUGAUCCAGUGGGUCGGCUGGGCUGUUGCCGCCGCCCUGAAAACGGAGAAAUUUUACGACUUAGCAGGGUCCGGUACAUUUAUAUUAUUAGCCCAUCUUAGUCGGAUAUGGGGAGGAAGCGGUCAUGUGCGGCAGAAUGUGCAAACUGGACUCGUGACAGCAUGGGGACUGAGGUUGGGCACGUACCUCUUUCUGCGGAUAAUGAAGGACGGGCACGACCGCAGGUUUAACAAUGUCAGGGACAGCCCCGGAACCUUCUUUGUGUAUUGGACAGUCCAAGCUCUGUGGGUGUUCGUGACGCUCCUGCCCACCCUGAUUCUAAACAAUGAGCACCGGGAUGAGUCCCUGGGUCCGCGGGAUUACCUGGGGUGGGGCCUGUGGGGGUUGGGCUUUGCCACGGAGGCCAUUGCUGACCAGCAGAAGUGGAUUUUUAAACAGGACCCCGAUAACGCUGGGAAAUUCAUCCAGAGCGGGCUGUGGGCGUACAGCCGGCACCCUAAUUACCUGGGGGAGAUCCUGCAGUGGUCCGGCCUCUUCCUGUCCGCCUCCUCGGUGAUGAGGGGUGUCCAGCACCUCAGCGUGGUGUCUCCUCUCUUCCUCUGGUUCCUCCUGCGCCACGUCAGCGGGAUCCCCAUUCUGGAGCAGCAGGCCCUGAAGAAGUGGGGGUCAGACCCCGCCUUCCAGAACUACCUCAGAAACACUCCUCUCCUCUGGCCCCGCCUCCAGUGAUAGGCCAUGCUUCCUUUUAGGGAGUUUAUCUUGGCGUAUAGUUAAGCCUGAUUAUAUACUUUGUUGCAUGACCAUUUCGACAAGUGCCGUGUGACAAAUGAGUGUCGCAGGACGUUUUGCAUUUAUACUUCAGCAAUGAGCUGUGGAGAGGGUUCUGUUGUCUAAGGUAACGAGACGCCAAACUGCUGUUUACAUCUGUGAAAACAUUGCGACGCCCGGUGAAAUAAGGGAGGCAUUCAUUUUAGAUCCACUUCAGUUCCAAAAAAUGAUGCAAACAAAACCGUUUAUAUGUCACUCAUAUAAACUGAAAAUAAUGACGUUUUCCUGACCAUUCAUUUCGUGUGUUCCAUUUGGCUGUCAACCUGUGCAACAAAUUAUGAAGUUCUGCGACAUAAAAUUCUAGAGGAGCGUGACACUGAAAGUGUCGGGCAACACAUUCUUCUGUUGAAAAUACGUCAUUUUUUAUGAAGUAUAAAUCAGGCUUUCGCCCCAAUCACUGGCAGAGGGACCAUGCGGUGUUAUUACAGAGAUCUCGAUUACAUCAGUUACCUCAAAGCAAAACAUUUCUGCAUUAGCCCAAGGCUUUUGGUAAUAGGAGACCAGCGGCAGUUUCUGUGAAAAGGGCACCCAGUAACAGCCAAAGCACUUCUACAGACUAAAAGCACUAAAUCCCAAGUGUUUAAAAUGCAUAUCGGUUACAAAGCGGGGUUAAGCGGUUUUCUGUUGUACUGUGACAAUUUUUUAAAUAUGAAUUAUACACCUGCCAUUUAUACUAUGUGCACUAAAUAAAAGUACGAUCAGCUUUAUGCAAAAUCA
Messenger RNA from Anguilla rostrata (American eel), 1599 nucleotides. RefSeq lists its product as uncharacterized. Gene Ontology annotation, cellular component: membrane. The transcript is spliced from 5 exons. Lineage: Eukaryota; Metazoa; Chordata; Actinopteri; Anguilliformes; Anguillidae. Gene Ontology annotation, molecular function: oxidoreductase activity, acting on the CH-CH group of donors. The record is from RefSeq and is a predicted model, not a curated record. Gene Ontology annotation, biological process: lipid metabolic process. Bases 1 to 783 code for a protein of 260 amino acids.